AUGGCGUUUCCGUGGAUUCUGGAGCCAGAAGACGAAAGUGCUCUGAGUCCGUUCGAGCUGAAAAUGAGACAUUUGCUCUCGCUCACGUUCCGCUUCGUUUUAGCGGUUUUCACCGUUUCGCAUUUGUUUGAUUUCAUGUUCUCCAGGUUGGUUUUCAGUCUUUCCCUCUUAUUUGUUCCAUUUAUUUUCAGUAUCUGGAUGCACGGAUACGUGUGGACGCUGAACCUGCCCAUCGAUUUGGACAUGACGGAUAAACCGGCGGGCGCACUCGUUCGGCACCAAUUGGAUAACAUGGGACACUUUGAGCGAACUCUCCAGUCCGUUCUCAUCGUUCUCGCCGUCGUAAUGCUCCUUUUGUGAGUUUCUCUUUUCAUGUAAUCCAAUUUUCCUGUUUCUCGAAGAUAAUGACCCAAAUCUGCUGCGCAUUCGAAAGAGCAUACAGUGAAACCGAAAACGUUCACCUGACAAUUUAUGGAUAAUUCUGGAGAUUUUUAGAUUGUAUCUCUACUUGAAACUACUGUUUCAGAGCGCAAGGAUACACUCGGAAGGCCGGCAGAACUGUGUGGGACCUCUUCCGAACGUCGGCAGUCGUCGGAUUGAUCUGUGGACUGGUCCGGCCGGUUCAGGUACUCGAAUCCUCCCAAUUUCCCCUCGAACUCCUCGUUUUCAGCUGCAACAACGCUUUUUCUCGAGUCUCCACGAAGGAUUCUACUGCUAUUUCCUCUUUUUCGUCACCUCUUUCAUUCUGACGAUUCGAUUUGAUGAGACGAUUGAGAAAGAGACGAUUUCAUGUGAAAAUGGCAAGAAAACACAAUGA
Caenorhabditis sp. 36 PRJEB53466 is the source of this 817-nucleotide messenger RNA. NCBI's taxonomy places the organism in Eukaryota, Metazoa, Nematoda, Chromadorea, Rhabditida, Rhabditidae. The record is from the annotation of a GenBank genome assembly.